Sorghum bicolor (sorghum) is the source of this 750-nucleotide messenger RNA. RefSeq lists its product as uncharacterized. The transcript has a single exon. The coding region runs from base 328 to 690 and encodes 120 amino acids. NCBI's taxonomy places the organism in Eukaryota, Viridiplantae, Streptophyta, Magnoliopsida, Poales, Poaceae. The record is from RefSeq and is a predicted model, not a curated record.
AUCAGAAGACCACUAAAAAGUUGUUUCGUAUCGUUGUGUCCAACUUCAUCUUCGGCUAUACCUAUGUGUCAUUUUGUCCCCAUUCCAUUCGUUUUUCUUUCGUUUAUGGAGUCUGACACGUGGGUCUCGGGUAGCAUAAUGUCCUUCUUGCCCUUCCAGUCACGGGAGAUAGAGGAGCGAGAGCUUCUUGACCAAUGUCGACCGUUCCCCACUCUCACUCUCUCCUCUCUCGAAACCCUGAGCUCGAAACCCUAACGGCGGUGUCGGCGGAUUCGGUAGUGUCGGCGGUCGGACUAGAAGCAUCUUCUCUCUCAAACUGUAGGGGGCAUGGAGGUUGAGAAGGCCAAGUGCGAGUGUUGUGGGUUCACGGAAGAGUGCACGCCGACGUACAUCGUGGCGGUGCACGCCGAGUACUUGGGCCGUUGGGUCUGCGGGCUCUGCGCCGAGGCGGUGGGCGACGAGAUCCGGCGCGAGGGCAACGUCAUCACCACGGCCAAGGCGCUCGACCGCCACGUCGCGUUCGCGCACGCCGCGCCGUCAUACAGGAUGGCGUCCGCCGCCGAGGACAACCUCGUGGCGGCUGUGGCGCGGCUGCUCCGCCGCUGCCUCGUCGACUCGCCGCCCGCGUCAGCGCCUGCGAGCCGGAAGGUGGCCGCAGGCCCCGGGUGCCAUGAUGGAGCCGACGAAUGAAGCGAGCGAGCCUGCACCUGCAGCUUGCUUGGUGGCAAACUGGCAAUGAUUGGGGUCACU